Messenger RNA from Belonocnema kinseyi, 486 nucleotides. RefSeq lists its product as uncharacterized. Gene Ontology annotation, molecular function: nucleic acid binding. NCBI's taxonomy places the organism in Eukaryota, Metazoa, Arthropoda, Insecta, Hymenoptera, Cynipidae. Bases 1 to 486 code for a protein of 161 amino acids. The record is from RefSeq and is a predicted model, not a curated record. The transcript has 2 exons.
AUGCACCGCGUCACUGCGAAAUUUUUGCCACGUCUGAUGAUCGACGACCAAAAAGCCAAUCGCGUACGGGUUUGUCAAGAACUGCUUCAUCGUUCAGAUGAAGAUGAGAAUUUUUUGUCACGAAUUACAACCGGUGAAGAAUCAUGGGUUUAUGGUUAUGACAUUGAAGCGAAGGUUCAAUCAUCCCAAUGGGUGGGUCAAACGUCCCCAAGAUCCAAAAAAGCUCGCCAAGUUCGGUCGAAUGUCAAGGUGAUGCUGGCAGUUUUUUAUGCUAAGGUUGUUGCUUACGAUGAGUACCUCCCUCAAGGCUCCACAGUCAACCAGAUUCCUUACAUUGAAGUACUGAAACGUCUGAGGGACGCCGUCCGACGCAAAAAGCCAAAACUGUGGAGAAGUGACAACUGGUUUUUCCACCACGACAACGCUCCAGCUCACUUAGAACUCGGUCAGACAAUUUCGCAAGUAUUGUGCCUAAAACUCGGAUAA